Emiliania huxleyi CCMP1516 is the source of this 2238-nucleotide messenger RNA. RefSeq lists its product as hypothetical. The record is from RefSeq and is a predicted model, not a curated record. The transcript has 8 exons. Lineage: Eukaryota; Haptophyta; Isochrysidales; Noelaerhabdaceae. Bases 172 to 2127 code for a protein of 651 amino acids. Gene Ontology annotation, molecular function: nucleic acid binding; ATP binding.
CGGACGACUCGGCAACCGCGAGCCGCUCACUCGCUCACUCCCCUAGUCACUCCCCCAGGCCCGUUCCCGCAUCUUCCCCGCCUCCUCCACCGGGCGGAUCCGCUCCGCGCCGCCUCUCCCACCACCGUUCUUAUAAACGGGCUGGCGCUGGCUGAGGCAGCCUCAGCCCGUAUGCGCAGCCUGCUGCUGCUGCUCUCGCUCGCCGGCUCCAUCGGGCUGGCGGCUCGCGGCGCAGGCCGUGCUCCUGGCGGCGGCUCCCGCAGGGUGAGCAGCACAGCUUCCUCUCGCAGAUACACAGUCGGUCGUGGCAACGGAGGGAACUCUCAGGGCUCCGUUCGUAGCAAUGCAGCCAACUCUCAGGGCUCCGUUCGUGGCGGUGCAUCCUCCGGAGGCGGCAACAGCGGCAGCGCAGCCUCCACAGGCGGUCGUGGCAGCCACGGCCGCGUCGCUGGCAAGGGCGCCUCGUCGCUCUCGGCCGCCGACAACAAGGCGCGCAAGGCCAGCGAGCGGCGGCUGCAGCUCGAGAAGAUGGAGACGAAGCUCGCGGCGGAGGCCUCCUUCUUCUGGCAGUGCGUCGCAACAGCGACGAGCGGCGGCGAUGUCAGCGGCGCCUCUGGCCUCGCGCCGGCCGCGCGCGACGCGGAGGCGCUCUUUCCACCCGAAGCGGUGGCCAGCCCCGACGCGAUCGACUUUUCGCGGUACGAUGCGAUCCCGGUCAGCCGGCACGGCGCCGGCGAGGCCGUGCCGCCGCUCGCGGACUUUGCAGACCUGCGGACCGAGCUGCCCUCGUUUGCGGCGGCCAACCUGCUGUCCGACGACCGGCUCGGGUACCGCGCGCCGACGCCGAUCCAAAAGCACACGGUGCCGCUCGCGCUGGCCGGCCACGACGUGCUCGCGUGCGCGCAGACAGGGUCCGGCAAGACCGCCGCCUUCCUGCUGCCGCUCAUCGCACGCGUCGCUGACGCGGCGCCGGCGCAAGAGCCGUCAACACUCGGACCAGUUUGGACGGAGCCGCUCGUCGAGGCAGCGCUCGCGCUGCAGGCGGAGGGAGGCCAGGCUGGGGGAGGCGCGGAGGCGCGGAGCAACGCACAGGGCGCAAACGCGCGCCCGCAGCUCGAGGUUCUCGCGGCGGGCGCCGAGAUUCUGGUGGCGACCCCGGGGCGGCUCGCCGACUUUGUGGGCCGCGAACUCGUGUCGCUGGCGGCGGUCCAGGUUUUGGUCCUCGAUGAGGUCUCGUGGACCGGAGAGUUGAGCGGGGCCCGCCUGCUCGCCGUCUCUGAGGCGCAGCCUUCCUGUGACAGGCGCCUCGUCGAGCAGAGCGGGCUUCCGCCAAAGGAGCGGCGGGCGACGCUGCUCUUCUCCGCCACUUUCUCGGCGCCGAUGCGGCGCGCGUACUUGCGCGCGCCGCACGCGCGGGUCGAGGUUGGGCGCGUCGGCUCGUCCACGUCCGCCAUCGAGCAGAGCCUCGUCCUCGCGUGCGACGGCGAUACAGACAGACAGACAGCCGCCCGCCCGCACACUCCACCAAACGUGGUGCUGCUCGACCCAGGCUCACGCCGCUCGAAGCUCGAGCUGCUGCUGCCGCUCGUGCGAAAGGACGAGCGCUCCAUCGUCUUUUGCGGCAAGAAGCACGUCUGCGCGGCCGUCCGCAAGCGGCUCGGCGCGGCGGGCGUGAGUGCGGUCGAGAUCCACGGAGACCGCUCCCAGUCCCAGCGCGAAUCGGCUCUCGCAGACUUCCGCGCCGGCGAGGCGGAUGUACUUGUCGCCACAGACGUCGCUGCGCGCGGCCUCGACGUGCCAGACGUCGCGCACGUGAUCCAGUUUGACUUGCCGAAUGGACGCGACGAGUUCGACGCCUAUGUCCACCGCAUCGGCCGCACGGGCCGCGCCGGCAAGACGGGCAGGGCGACGUCUCUCUUCGUGCCCGGCGACGAGCCAAAGGUUGGCAACGGCGCGCUGUGGCUCGACCUCCACCGCACCUUUGGCGAGUGUGCUCAGCCUUUGCCUGCCUGGUUUGACGGUGUCCGACCGCCGAAUGCGCGGCUUCCCGGCGGCGCGGCGGCCCCUGGUCGCUCGUCGUACGCCCGCAAGCGCCGGGCGAGGGCCGCGAGCCCAAGGACCGACUAGACUCGUGUUCGGAGUAUCCCGUGUGUGGCGUGAAUUACCCGACGCCACGCGCACUUGGAGCACUGGGAGUGCGGUCAUUAGCCUCACCACGCCCCGAUUCGUCUCAUUUGC